Arabidopsis thaliana (thale cress) is the source of this 1096-nucleotide messenger RNA. Its product is annotated as SWIM zinc finger family protein / mitogen-activated protein kinase kinase kinase (MAPKKK)-like protein. The record is from RefSeq and is marked reviewed. Gene Ontology annotation, molecular function: zinc ion binding; ubiquitin protein ligase activity. Bases 38 to 859 code for a protein of 273 amino acids. The transcript is spliced from 3 exons. Lineage: Eukaryota; Viridiplantae; Streptophyta; Magnoliopsida; Brassicales; Brassicaceae.
AAAUUCUCCAACUGCCGUAACGGAAUUCUCAAAAAUCAUGGAAUCUGUCGGAUCCAAUCAAAUAUCCCCGUACGUAAGUAACCGUGACCAACGGCAUUUCUUGGCUCAACCGGUGGCAGAUAGGAUACUUCGAGCUCUCCGUCACCGGAUCCGUCUUCUCCACCGUCCUAAUGCAGGAACUUUUCACGUUCUUGGUGCAACGUGUAACGUCUACACAGUGACGCUAAUGGCCACACCUACUUGCACUUGUCCCGACCGUAAGAAGCCGUGCAAACACAUCUUGUUUGUCUUAAUCCGAGUUCUUGGAAUUCCUCUCGACGAUAAGUGUCUCAGGCAACGGAGACUCCGGACAUGCCUCCUCUUCCACCUCUUCUCUGCCCCGACACGGCCUGACUGCCUCGCCAGUUUCCGCCUCCAACAACGGUUUCUUCAGCUUUUCCCAGCCACCACUUCUCAACCCGGCUAUACUACUAACUCAUCCUCCUCCACCAGUAAAAUGGAAAAUGAGGUGGAUGAAGAGCCGGCAACAUGUCCAAUAUGUCUAGACGAUAUUAUCGCAAUAGAAAACGUAGACGGUGGAAAUGGUGGAGGGAAGGAGAAGGAAACCGCGGUGGUGAAGUGCAGAGUAUGCAAGAACAAGGUUCAUGAUGAAUGCAUGCUGGCGUGGAGAAAGAGUCGUGGACGGCGGCCGGCCAUCUGUGUGGUAUGCCGUGCACGGUGGCCAGCAAAUAGAUCGAGUAAGAAUCCUAAUGUUGGUGAUAAUAACGAGAACUGCCACGGUAAUUGUUAUUUGAAUUUAGCUCCUUACGUUGAUGAGGAAGUGGAGGAUGGGGUUGGCACGAGCCAACGGCCAUGUUGAGGAUGUUAAUUAAAGGAUUGAUUGUUAUGUGAUUGAUUAAUUGUUAAUACUAUAAUUUUAAACAAGAAAUUCGCAACUUCCGAUGCUUGGAUCACGUUGCAGAGGAGAGUGCGGGACGCAAACGCUGACACUGAAAUUCAUAUAUACAUAUCGAACGUUAAAUUAUACAUUCAUUGUUUUUCUUGGAUUGUGUAGUUACUACAUUCAGAUAUAAUGUAUACUAAUCAGGUCAACUUA